UCAUAUUGUAUUACAGGUUAAAUUAAAUUGCGUAUUGAAUACAAACAAGCUGUAGAAGUUGGAAAAUCUCUGUCCGAGUUGGAAAAAAAAAAAAAACAAUGGGUCAUUUUCACAAGGGAGUUGACCGGAUUCAUUUUAGUCUGAGAAUCACUAACUUGUUUGGUUUGAUCAUUUGUUUAAUUAGAGGACUUGGUUUGUGGGUCAACUGAAAAACCAAUGUCCAUAGGAACCAACAUCAUCUUAGGCUCCGGACAGUUAGGCUGUUGUCUUCAAGAAUUCUCAAGCUCGCAGCUUGUUCUAAUUAACUGAAUAUAACUGUGUCAAGAAAUUGACAUCAAGAUGUGUAUCAUAUAUAAAAUUCCUAACAAAACCAGUAGAUGAACUUGUUUUAAGCCUCUUCACAACUCAUAUUUUGUACAAUUUCUGUGUCUUCAUAUUGGAGCUCUGCAUCCAACUGUCUUCUGCCGGAAGAAACAUGAUUUUCAACAAGUAUAUGUGCCUCGUUCUCUCGGCUGUUUCGUUUAUACUUAAAAUUCCUCAUGCAGCUGCUUAUGACCCAUUGGAUCCGAAUGGGAACAUUACAUUGAAAUGGGAUGUCAAAUCCUGGACUUCCGAUGGUUAUGUGGCAGUUGUGACGAUGAACAACUUUCAAAUGUACCGGCACAUCAUGAGCCCUGGCUGGACCUUAGGAUGGGUAUGGGCAAAGAAAGAGGUGAUCUGGUCCAUGGUUGGAGCACAAGCCGUUGACCAAGGAGACUGUACCAAGUUUAAAGGAAACAUACCACAUUGUUGUAAGAAAAAUCCUACAGUUGUUGACUUGCUCCCUGGUGUCCCCUACAACCAACAGAUUGCCAAUUGCUGCAAAGCUGGUGUUGUGGCAUCAUGGGGUCAAGACCCUUCAGCUGCUGUGUCUUCCUUCCAGCUGAGUGUUGGGCGCUCUGGAACUUCCAACAAAACCGUCAGACUACCAAAGAAUUUCACUUUGCUUGGUCCAGGACCAGGCUACACUUGCAGCCAAGCAAAGAUUGUGCGAUCUACAGUUUUCAACUCACCUGAUGGUCGUCGAAAAACUCAAGCGCUGAUGACUUGGAAUGUGAUAUGUACUUACUCACAGUUGCUGGCGUCUCGCUACCCAACCUGUUGUGUCUCUAUGUCAUCAUUUUACAACUCUACAAUCACUCCUUGUCCAACUUGUGCCUGUGGUUGCCGAGACAAAAAGAAAUGCAUUGUGAGUGAUUCAAAGUUGUCGAGUGUUGUGGGAAUACACACACCAACAAAGGAUAACACCCCGCUGCUUCAGUGCACACAACAUAUGUGCCCAAUUCGGGUACAUUGGCAUGUGAAAACAAACUACAAGCAGUAUUGGCGUGUGAAGAUUACCAUAACUAAUUUCAACCAUCGGUUGAAUUACACGCAGUGGACGCUUGUGGUUGAACAUCCAAAUCUCAACCAUAUUACGGAAGUUUUUAGCUUUGUCUACAAGCCCCUGACCCCAUAUCAAUCCAAGAAUGACACUGGUUUGUUUUACGGCAUAAAAUUCUACAACGACCUCCUAAAAGAAGCUGGGCCAGAGGGAAAUGUACAAUCAGAGUUGAUUCUUGAGAAGAAUGCAAACACAUUCACAUUCAAGGAGGGUUGGGGUUUCCCUCGUAAGGUCUAUUUCAAUGGGGAUGAAUGCAUGAUGCCCCAACCUGAUGAAUUCCCAGGUCUACCAAAUGCUGCCCAUACAAAUCUAAUUACAGUACCAAAAUUGGCUCUCUCUUGGCUUCUGAUGUUUCUGGCUCUUCACUGAUCAUUUAACAGAAGAUUGGAACAGGAGCGAUGCCAUAUGAACAUCAAAACACUUAUUAUAAGGUUCUUGUGGUGGGUUAAUGAAGUUGAUGUGAGUAUGCAAGUGUUAUAUAUAAAUUGCUUGAACCUGUGUAUAAAAGAAACCAAUUCCUUGCCUGAUAAGGUAGAGAAGGCCCAAAAACAAAACCAAACUAUAUGCCUUUCUUCUUCACAUAUUUCUAAUCAUUCCCUGGUAUUGCUA
Messenger RNA from Prunus persica (peach), 2032 nucleotides. RefSeq names its product COBRA-like protein 4. The transcript has 6 exons. Gene Ontology annotation, cellular component: plasma membrane. NCBI's taxonomy places the organism in Eukaryota, Viridiplantae, Streptophyta, Magnoliopsida, Rosales, Rosaceae. Gene Ontology annotation, biological process: cellulose microfibril organization; plant-type cell wall cellulose biosynthetic process. The coding region runs from base 476 to 1792 and encodes 438 amino acids. The record is from RefSeq and is a predicted model, not a curated record.